AGGAGGUUGAGGCUUGGGCCUGUACCGGAACGGGGAGCGGGCUGUACACUGACCGUUAACCAUGAAGAUUGAGGAGGUCAAGAGCACCACCAAGACCCAGCGGAUCGCCAGCCACAGCCACGUGAAGGGGCUCGGCUUGGACGACAAUGGGCAGGCCAAGGUGGCGGCCGCCGGCCUGGUGGGCCAGGAGAACGCCAGGGAGGCUUGUGGAAUUAUAGUGGAACUGAUUAGAAGUAAGAAAAUGGCUGGCAGGGCUGUAUUGUUGGCUGGACCCCCAGGAACUGGCAAGACGGCCUUAGCUCUGGCCAUUGCACAGGAGCUGGGAAACAAAGUCCCAUUUUGUCCCAUGGUGGGAAGUGAAGUUUAUUCGACUGAAAUCAAGAAAACUGAAGUAUUAAUGGAAAACUUCAGGCGAGCAAUUGGCUUAAGGAUAAAAGAAACAAAAGAGGUUUAUGAAGGCGAGGUCACAGAGCUGACCCCUUGUGAGACGGAGAAUCCCAUGGGUGGUUAUGGAAAGACAAUUAGCCAUGUUAUCAUUGGGCUAAAGACAGCAAAAGGCACCAAGCAGCUGAAGCUUGAUCCUAGUAUUUAUGAGAGCCUGCAGAAGGAACGUGUUGAAGUCGGUGAUGUGAUUUACAUUGAAGCAAACAGUGGGGCUGUGAAGAGGCAGGGCAGGUGUGAUACAUAUGCCACGGAAUUUGACCUUGAAGCUGAAGAGUACGUUCCCUUGCCAAAGGGUGAUGUCCACAAGAAGAAAGAGAUCAUACAGGAUGUGACUCUGCAUGAUCUAGAUGUAGCGAACGCAAGACCUCAGGGAGGUCAAGACAUCCUGUCCAUGAUGGGUCAGCUAAUGAAACCAAAGAAGACUGAAAUUACAGACAAAUUGCGAGGUGAGAUUAACAAGGUUGUUAACAAAUACAUCGAUCAAGGCAUUGCUGAGCUGGUUCCAGGAGUUCUCUUCAUCGAUGAAGUUCCUAUGCUUGACAUAGAAUGUUUCACUUACCUGCACCGAGCACUUGAGUCCAGCAUUGCUCCCAUUGUUAUUUUUGCUACGAAUCGAGGAAACUGCGUUGUUAGGGGUACAGAGGAUAUAGUGUCACCUCAUGGAAUUCCACUUGAUCUUUUAGACCGAGUCAUGAUCAUCAGGACAAUGUUAUACACUCCAGAUGAGAUGAUGCAGAUAAUCAAGAUUCGAGCACAGACAGAAGGCCUCAGCAUCAGUGAGGAUGCCUUGGUUCACCUAGGGGAAAUUGGCACCAAGACAACCCUGCGGUACUCUGUGCAGCUCCUGACCCCAGCUAGCCUGCUGGCAAAGAUCAAUGGGAAAGAUAGCAUCGAGAAGGAGCAUGUGGAGGAAAUCAGUGAACUGUUCUACGAUGCCAAAUCAUCUGCUAAGGUUCUUGCUGAACACCAAGAAAAGUACAUGAAAUGAGAAGUUUGUUAUUGAGCCGACGGAAGUGAAAAUGCAAAUGUCGGGAAUCUAAAAUAGCAGGCUGCUGUGGAAAUGCAGGUCUACCAACAUGGAAGGAGGUUACAUGGCAACAUUUGGGACAUGGUGUGUCUGUCAAAACCAGUUUUAUAAGAAAAGAUGUGUUAAUGUGUUAUGUAUGUUAAUUGAAUAAAUGUUUUUGAAAAAAUCUGUCAGGAAUUCAUAAUUUGUGCUCUCUCCUUUCAAGGAACUUCAUUUGGGUGAGAUAUCCUAGAAAGAAGGGCUGGGCAGUCAGCUCCUCAAAUGUGUUCCAUUGUUUGAGGGCCCUGAUGCCUUACAAAAAAGCUCCGGGGAUAUCUGUGAUUAUCUCAUGGCCCCAGUUUCCAGAGAAAAGACAGCGAGGAUUUCCGAAACUGAAACUUCUAGAUUCCACGUACGAGCAGUUAAAAGUGGAAGUUCAGGUGUUGCUGCCAGUGACUUUAUACUUACCCAUAGUAUGUGCUAGAAUGCCCCUUCAACUGUAGUUAAUUGGAAAUCCCUGAACUGUCAAGACCAUCAUUUUGACAGCGAUAACCUUACUAUUAAAGCCAUUGAUAAAGCUGCGUCUUGCUGAAGGAGAUGUAAUUAGGUUUUCAAUGGCACAUUAAAUCCAUAAUCAUAGCUGAACAACAUCUCUGGUCCUGAAAGUCACUCAUUAUGAUUGUGGAAUGUUAAUUUUCCCCAUUAUAACUUUGUUUCUGUCUUAAUUCCAUAUGUAUUUCCCAAUCUUUAGUUUGCUCUCUGUAAAUUGAUAUUAUGAAGUGAAGGAUAAUCACUGAUUUAACUUGUUAAGUUAUUGUCUAUGAGCAUUCUUCUUUGUGAUUGGCCUGCUUGGUUAUAUCAUGGUUGAUGGUUGUCUAGAUCGCUCCUCACCGUGAUGUCAGAUUCCUAUUUAAGGCUGGAAAUAUCAAAUCCAAGCCACAGAUUGCAGGAUCUUUGUGGGCUGGUUCCUUUGACAUAAAUGGCAAGCCAUGGUGUGGAGGUGCCGGAGUGGGGUAGACAAAGUUAAAAGCCACACAACGCCAGGUUAUAGUACAACAGGGUUUAUUUGGAAACAUUUCCAGAGAAACCUGUUGGGCCAUAACCCGGUGUUGUGAUUUUUUACAACUAAAUGGCAAGCACAGACGCUAUAUUGCAAGAUCUGUGCCAAUAUUUAUGGUUGAAACAGGCCAUUUGGCCCAGCUACAUCAUAUCCAUGAUCUUCUUCCCACAUUUCUACAUCUGACUCUGCCAGCACACAGUUUGAUUCCAUUCUUCAUGAGUCAGUCCUGAGAGUUCCACUUCCAUUAUAGUUGCCUCAACUACCUUCUGUGGUGGUGGGGUAUAAGGGUCAAAUCUUUCUCGCUUCAAAUAAUGUUGAUCUUGGUAAUGUUGAUCAUGCUUUGUGCACCUCCUUUGCAGCUGUAACCUUGUAUGCCUCGUUCCGUCUCAGCAUCUUACGAUCUGUAUGUCCUUGUUUGCUAUGAUUUGUUUGUACUGCUCACAAAACAAAACUUUUCGCUGUACUUAGGU
This is a messenger RNA of Chiloscyllium plagiosum (whitespotted bambooshark), 2980 nucleotides long. It is a transcript of the gene ruvbl1, whose product is annotated as RuvB-like AAA ATPase 1. Lineage: Eukaryota; Metazoa; Chordata; Chondrichthyes; Orectolobiformes; Hemiscylliidae. The record is from RefSeq and is a predicted model, not a curated record. Gene Ontology annotation, molecular function: ATP-dependent activity, acting on DNA; ATP hydrolysis activity; ATP binding.